CUUGUUCUUUAAUAAUGAUAAAAAAAAGGUUACAGAGAAAUUUUUUUGUAAUUGAACUACUACUUAUAAGAGCGAGCAAAGUUAUGUCCAUAGGAGAGCGUAGAACUAAAAGACCCAUGGCUGCUCCCAUUUUUAUUGUUCUUAUGUUCGCUACUAUCUGCCUCUUUUCCAGUGUUCUGGCAAAAUCCAACACUUAUAUAAUUCAUAUGGACUCCUCUGCCAUGCCCAAACCAUUCUCUGAUCACCAUAAUUGGUAUCUUGCCACUAUUGAUUCUAUAUCUGAAACUUCCAAACCCACCUCUAAGCAUGUGUACACUUACACAAGCUCCGUUCAUGGAUUCAGUGCUACUCUUACUGAUUCUGAACUUGAAGCCAUCAAGAAAAACCCUGGCUAUAUUUCCUCUUCCCGAGAUCGUCCUGUCAAAAUUCACACAACCCGCACUUCUCACUUUCUUGGCCUAAGUACUGAUUCUGGUGCUUGGCCAGCUACAAAUUAUGGUGAAGAUGUAAUUAUUGGUGUGAUUGACACUGGAAUUUGGCCAGAGAGCGAGAGCUUCAGCGAUGAAGGAAUGAGUCCAGUUCCUUCUAGAUGGAAAGGUACAUGCGAGUCAAGUAGUCAAUUCAAUUCUUCUUUGUGCAACAAGAAGCUCAUUGGAGCUUACUUUUUCAACAGGGGUUUAUUUGCAAACAAUCCAGAAGUAGCCAACAUUACAAUAAACUCAACCAGAGAUACAGACGGACAUGGAACGCACACUUCUUCAACAGCUGCUGGCAAUUUUGUGAAAGGAGCAUCUUAUUUCGGUUAUGCCUCUGGAACUUCUAGAGGUAUGGCCCCGCGAGCAAGAAUAGCCACGUAUAAAGCUAUUUGGAGAUCUGGAGUUUUUGAAUCAGAUGUUCUUGCUGCUGUAGACCAAGCAAUUCAUGAUGGUGUUGAUAUAUUGUCCUUAUCGUUAACUUUAGCCGAUGAUGAUAUGUUUUUGGAAGAUGAUUCAAUUGCAAUAGCCAGUUUUUCAGCCAUUGAAAAGGGAAUAUUUGUAGCAGCGGCAGCUGGUAAUGAUGGCCCUAGUUUUUAUACAUUGGUUAAUGGAGCUCCAUGGCUACUGACAGUUGGUGCUGGUACUGUAGACCGCGAACUUCAUGGAAUUUUAACUUUGGGCGAUAAAACCCAAUUCAGCUUCCCUACGUUAUAUCCAGGAAACUUUUCUUUAAGCCAGAGAACUCUCGUUUUCUUGGAUGGGUGUGAAAGUGUGCAAGAAAUGAAAAAAUAUAAACACGACAUUAUUGUGUGCAAGGACAAUCUGAGUUUCAGUAGUCAAUAUGAAAAUGCGGAGUCAGCAAAUGUUGCAGCGGCUGUUUUCAUUACAGAUAUAACCAGAUUGAAUUACUACACUCCAAGUCCAUUUCCAGCUGCAUUUAUCGGUGUACAAGACGGCCAGAAGGUAAUAAACUAUAUGACAAGCAGCAAUGAUCCAAAAGCAAGUCUGCAAUUUCAAAAGACUAUCGUUGGCACAAAACCAGCACCAAAGGUAGCAAGUUAUAGUGCUAGAGGUCCAUUUACAAAAUGCAAGUAUGUUCUAAAACCAGAUAUUAUAGCUCCUGGCUCAUCAAUUCUAGCUUCAUGGUCUCCAGUCAGUUCAGUUACGAAAGUUCGAAAACACGACUUGUUUAGCAAAUUCAAUCUUGAUUCAGGAACUUCAAUGGCAACCCCUCAUGUAGCUGGCGUCGCCGCCCUUGUAAAGAAGAUGCAUCCAGAUUGGAGCCCUGCAGCCAUUAGAUCUGCCCUUAUGACAUCUGCAAAUCCAUUAGAUAACACUAACAGCCCCAUUAAAGAUGAAGCAGAUGAUAAAAUACCUGCAGCCACACCUCUAGAUAUUGGAGCUGGACAUAUAGAUCCUAACAAGGCACUUGAACCAGGGCUUAUUUAUGAUGCCAAAACAGAAGAUUACAUAAAGUUUCUCUGUGCGAUGAACUUGACAAAGAAACAGAUACAAUUCAUAACAAGAUCUAGCCAUCACAAUUGUUUAAACAAGUCUUUAGAUCUUAAUUACCCAUCUUUCAUAGCUUAUUUUACUGGGGAUGAGUCAAAAUCAAAUGGGAAAAUGGUGGUGCAGGAAUUUCCAAGAACUGUGACCAAUGUUGGAGAAGGAAUUUCGAAUUAUACUGCAAAGUUGACAAAGAUGAAUGGAAUAAAGGUUAGUGUGGAGCCACAGAAAUUGGCAUUCAAGAAAAAGAAUGAGAAGCUGAGGUAUAAACUAAUUAUAGAGGGUCCAAAAUUAUUGGAAGAGGAUGUGGUGUAUGGAUCAUUGAGCUGGGUUCAUGACGGUGGUAAAUAUGUUGUUAGGAGUCCUAUAGUAGCUACAAACCUGGUCCCGUAAUAAAAAUAAUAUAUAAUAAUAUCUUUCAAGGGCAUAUAUACGUGUAUUAAUAAUUGUCAUUUAUAUUAGUAAAAAUUAAAGUGACAUUGAAUAAUUCGUCUUCCUUUCA
Messenger RNA from Jatropha curcas, 2484 nucleotides. Its product is annotated as Subtilisin-like serine endopeptidase family protein. NCBI's taxonomy places the organism in Eukaryota, Viridiplantae, Streptophyta, Magnoliopsida, Malpighiales, Euphorbiaceae. Gene Ontology annotation, biological process: proteolysis. The record is from RefSeq and is a predicted model, not a curated record. Gene Ontology annotation, molecular function: serine-type endopeptidase activity.